Messenger RNA from Pelagomonas calceolata, 270 nucleotides. NCBI's taxonomy places the organism in Eukaryota, Pelagophyceae, Pelagomonadales, Pelagomonadaceae. The record is from the annotation of a GenBank genome assembly.
ACAGAAAAAAGCUGCUUGGCUGUGCUUUUGCUAAGGACUAGGGAUACGCAUCGGUUUCGACGCGUUUGCGUGACGCGCUGGAGUGAGACGCUCGAGAUGCCGUCGUCGCUCCUCGCCGUGGAAUGCCGCGAGGCCGUCAGCCGGAGCAGCCACUCGUGGGCGCCCGACUACGCGCUGGGCGGGACGGCAGCGGCGGCCUGGGCGCUCUCCGCGGAGGCGCUCGACGAACUCGCGGAAGUUGUCGCGGCCGCGGGCGGCCGCGGGCCGGCG